This is a messenger RNA of Cucumis melo (muskmelon), 2628 nucleotides long. RefSeq names its product G-type lectin S-receptor-like serine/threonine-protein kinase SD1-13. Gene Ontology annotation, molecular function: ATP binding; protein serine/threonine kinase activity. Gene Ontology annotation, biological process: protein phosphorylation; recognition of pollen. The record is from RefSeq and is a predicted model, not a curated record. Bases 69 to 2558 code for a protein of 829 amino acids. Lineage: Eukaryota; Viridiplantae; Streptophyta; Magnoliopsida; Cucurbitales; Cucurbitaceae. The transcript has 7 exons.
UACGUUUUUAAGAAACAACAUUUGAUCUCAAAAGAACUUUGUAAUUUAGUCCAAUUGGUAAUCACCAAAUGAAUUCCGCCUUUCCUCUUCUUCUUCUUCUUUCUUUAGUUACAUUCUUCUCUUCAAAGUUCUGCUUUGGCAGUACCGAUACAAUCACCUCAACAGAUUUCAUCAAACACCCUUCAACCAUAAUUUCCAAUGCCGAUUCCUUCGAAUUGGGCUGGUUCUCACCUCCUAAUUCCACAGCACAAUACGUCGGAAUUUGGUACCAUCAAAUUUCCAUACAAACUCUAGUAUGGGUUGCUAACAAAGACACCCCUCUCAACAAUACUUCCGGAAUUUUCACCAUCUCCAACGAUGGAAAUCUUGUGGUCUUAGACGAAUACAACACCAUCAUUUGGUCUUCAAAUAUUACUUCACCCACAGCCAAUACAACCGCUCGAAUUCUGGAUUCAGGCAACCUUGUCUUGGAAGAUCCUGUUUCCGGGGUUUUUAUUUGGGAGAGCUUCCAACACCCUUCCAAUUUACUCUUGCCUUCCAUGAAACUUAUCACAAACAAGAGAACUCAACAGAAGCUCCAAUAUACCUCAUGGAAAACCCCUUCCGAUCCAUCUAAAGGUAACUUUUCUUUAGCGUUGGAUGUUAUUAAUAUUCCUGAAGCUGUUGUUUGGAAUAACAAUGGAGGUAGCCCAUAUUGGAGAUCUGGUCCAUGGAAUGGUCAGAGUUUUAUCGGCUUCCCCAAUAUGAUAUCUGUUUAUCACAUUGGAUUUAGUCUUAUGAUUGAAGAUCAAACUUAUUCUUUCUCAAUUUUUUACAAUAGCAACUUACUUUACAACAUGGUAUUAAGUCCAGAAGGGAUUUUGGAGCAACAGUUCUGGAAUGAAUCGAAGGGAAAUUGGGAAGUGAGUUGGUCGGCUUUUAGAACAGAAUGUGAUUAUUACGGUGUUUGUGGGGCGUUUGGGGUAUGUAAUGCAGAAGCAAUCCCUGUUUGCAGCUGUUUAACAGGGUUUAAACCGAAGGUGGAAGAUGAAUGGAAACGAGGAAAUUGGAGUAAUGGGUGUGUGAGAAUUACGCCAUUGCAAUGUGAGAGCAGCGCUAGAAACAACAGUAGAGCUGAGGAAGAUGGAUUUCUGAAAUUGGAAAUGGUUAAAGUUCCAUUUUUGGUAGAGUGGUCGAAUUCGUCUACUUCAGGAAGUGAUUGCAAACAAGAGUGCUUUGAGAAUUGCUCGUGUAGUGCUUAUGCAUAUGAAAAUGGCAUUGGUUGUAUGCUAUGGAAAAAAGAGUUAAUUGACGUACAAAAAUUUGAAAGCCUUGGAGCCAAUCUUUAUCUUCGACUAGCCAAUGCAGACUUGCUCAAAAUUAAUGAUGUAAAGAGAAAGAGUAAAGGAAUGAUUAUAGCCAUAGUGCUACCAACAAUACUUGUGAUCUUCAUCAUUCUUGCCAUAUACUUCUGGUGGAGAUGGAAGGCUUACAAAAAUGAAUAUAGCAGAAAAGGGAAUAGACUGAAGUUGAGAACGGAUGACAUGAUUGGGGACAAAAGUGAAUUCAAAGAACUACCUCUUUAUGAUUUUGAGAAGCUGGCAAUCGCAACAGACAGUUUUGCUUUAAGUAAGAAACUUGGACAAGGUGGUUUUGGUCCUGUAUAUAAGGGAACAUUGUUAGAUGGACAAGAAAUAGCAAUAAAGAGGCUUUCAAGAGCUUCUAAUCAAGGGUAUGAGGAAUUUAUAAAUGAAGUGAUUGUGAUUUCAAAACUACAACAUAGAAAUCUUGUACAGCUUCUCGGUUGUUGCAUUGAGGGAGAAGAGAAGAUGCUAAUCUACGAGUACAUGCCCAACUCAAGUUUGGAUGCAUUUAUCUUCGGUUCUGCUAAACAAAAACUCUUGGAUUGGAGAAAAAGAUUUAACAUCAUCAAUGGAAUUGCUCGAGGCCUCCUUUACCUUCAUCGAGAUUCAAGAUUGAGAAUUAUUCAUAGGGAUUUGAAGGCAAGUAAUAUUUUACUAGAUAAAGAUAUGAAUCCUAAAAUUUCGGACUUUGGUAUGGCAAGAAUCUUUGGUGGUAAUGAAGUGGAAGCUAACACUAUAAGAGUUGUUGGAACUUAUGGAUAUAUGUCACCUGAGUAUGCAAUGCAAGGUCAAUUUUCGGAGAAAUCGGAUGUUUUUAGCUUUGGAGUUUUAUUACUUGAAAUUAUAAGCGGAAAAAAGAAUACAGGGUUCAACAACCACGAACAUGCUUUAAGCUUAUUGGAAUUCGCUUGGAAGUUGUGGAUAGAAGACAAUCUUAUCGCUUUGAUUGAUCCAACAAUAUAUGAAUUGAGUUAUCAUUUAGAGAUUUUGAGGUGCAUCCAAGUGGGUCUUUUAUGUGUUGAAGAAUCUAUAAAUGAUAGACCAAAUAUUGUUACCAUUCUUUCAAUGCUCAACAGUGAAAUUGUGGAUCUUCCUCUUCCAAAGCAACCAAGCUUUAUUGCUAGACCAACUCAGAGAGAUUCAAGGAUAUCUCAACAAUGUGUAAAUAAAUAUUCUACAAAUAGUCUUACUGUGACCUCAGUUAUAGGUCGAUAGUAAUGUAAUCUUUGUUUGUGCAUGUAAGAGUUCAAAUAUCUUGUUUUAAUAUAAAUGUUGGUUAGAACAA